This is a messenger RNA of Quercus lobata, 2634 nucleotides long. Its product is annotated as F-box/kelch-repeat protein At4g19870-like. The coding region runs from base 47 to 1327 and encodes 426 amino acids. Gene Ontology annotation, molecular function: protein binding. The record is from RefSeq and is a predicted model, not a curated record. The transcript is spliced from 7 exons. NCBI's taxonomy places the organism in Eukaryota, Viridiplantae, Streptophyta, Magnoliopsida, Fagales, Fagaceae.
UCUAUUCUCUGAUUGAAUCGGAUCAAAAACCCCCUAGAAUCUUCAAAUGUCUGCGGCGGCGAAAUUCAGUGAGAAGGGCCAAUCAUUGGCCCUAACAUCACAAUCUUCCACCUCUUCUUCUUCGACAGAGAUGACAAAAACCGUCUGCUUUCGUGCAAUUUGUAAAUCUCAUCAAUCGUACUGGUUUGCGGUUAAUAUUUCCUUCGAAGCCGAAGAAGAGUUGGAGAGCAAAAGAAAGGGAAGAGACCCAGAUGAAGAAGACUUGAUGGCCCGCUUCUGUGGACGUCGUCAUCACCACUUCGAUGGCGUGACUUAUGGUAAGUUCCCAACCCUUGAACAUGAUAUCCAACCUUACUCUACUGCUAAAUUGUCACACCGGUCAUCCUGGGCACUUUUGGGCUCUAAAUUAUAUUGUGUUGGUGGUUCUUUGCACGAACUUAAUAAGUCUAAGAAAAAGAAAUCUGAUUAUUCUCGUUUAGUACGAGUUUUUGAUUUCAAUUUCCCACACAAUGGCUGGAAUAAGAACCUUUCACUGAUGAUCAGUCGCAGAGAGAUGCCUGGUUUGGCGGUCUUAGAUGGAAAACUCUAUGUUUUUGGCGGUACAGGGUGGUGUAAUAAGAAGUCACCGUGGGCUGAGGUUUAUGAUCCCAGUGUAGACAAAUGGGAAGCCUUGCCUCAACCUCCCCCUUAUAUUAUAGAUACUAUAGAAGACACACCAAGUUUUGUUGUGGCUCUCCAUAAUUUAAAAAAGAUUGUUCUUGAUGAAUAUCUGUUCGAUGUGAUUACUAGUUCCUGGGAGAUUUUGAAGGAGGAUUGUCGUGAUUGUUGUGAUAGAGCUGUUAACCAACAACCCGUGGCAGUACAAGAUACCAUAUAUUGGUGGUCAGAUAGAUACGGGUCAGAUGGAUAUGAAUCACUCGGAGGAUGCCCAUAUAUAUAUGCCUACGAUUUUAGUGAGAUGAAGCUGUUUCAAGGGCCUCUAAAAGGUUUAGAGCAUGAUACUGUGAUCUCGGAUUCCCGGUCCAAUCUUUUACACAUGGGGGGUGAAUGUUUUUGUCUGCUUUGGUGUCACGGCCUUACCAAAACGCAAUACCAUUGCACCCAACUUCAAGUCUCCAAACAAGGCCAAGGAGUUUUGAAUGCACGUGUACUCUCAUGCCAAUCUUUUCUCGCUCCUGGAAAGACUUCUCUUUUUCAAGCACAAAUGCUGGGUAUUUCUUUGCAUGAGGAUAACCGACAGGAUGAGGCAAGUGCAUCCCUAGAAGUAGUCAGCAACAAUGGUAGAAAAUUGCAGGAUGUGACGAACCAUCAGGCUAUACUAGUCUAAGCUAACAUAAAACUUAUGUAGAAGGAGUAUUUCUUUGCAUGGGGAUAACCGACAGGAUGAGGCAAGUGCCCCCUAGAAGUAGUCAGCGACAAUGGUAGAAAAUUGCAGGAUGUGACGAACAAUCAGGCUAUACUAGUCUAAGUUAACAUAAAACUUAUGUAGAAGGGGAGGAUGAUUAUUUUUUGUUUUUGAACUUACAUGAAGAACAUAAUAUUGAUUACUUUGGAUAGUCUUUGAAAUAUGCUUCUUUUCUAGAUGUAGAGUGCAAAUUUUUUGUCUCACAGUACAGUUUGAGGUUGACCAUAUUAUGACACCUAGCAAAAACUGGGUCAUGUCUAUAUUUUAUUACUGGUGCAAUCGUCUAAAAACCCUAAAUAUGCAUGCGUUAUUGUGCAUGGAAAAGAGUGGACCCUAUAACAAAGGGCGGAAAUGCUAGCAAUUGAUUGUCAUCACAAGAAUGUGAAAUGGUAGCAAAUAUUGGUAAUUUCUAUAGUAGCCUGUGAAAUAAAAAGCAGCUUUAUAUUUAAGAAAAGAGUAAACCUUCAGUCCGGAGGUGGUGUAAAUGGGCUUAUUUAUGCCACCAAUAAAUGAAUGCCACGUCAGAUUUGUAUUGAAAAACAAAUACACUCUAGCUCACACAAUUAUAUCUCAAUUAAACUCAAAAUCCUCAAACACGUACACACGAUUCAGACCUAAAGAAUAGCUCCUCCAACGCCUAAACCCAUUACAUCUCCUCCUCUCCUUUGAGCAUCGGAGCUCCACCGUGCCGCUGGCGCCGCCGCACAUGUCGUCUGUGAAGCUGACGCUGCCGCAUCGGACCUAAGGUGGUUGUAUUUCAGGAGAACAGUGGCAAAUUCAAAGGAAUAGGUGUGUGGAAGCUUCCUACUGGGUUUGUUAAUGAAGGUGAGGACCUUUGUACAUCUGUAAUUAGGGAAGUGAAAGAAGAGACAGGAGUUGAGACAGAAUUUGUUGAGGUUUUAGCAUUCAGGUGCCCACUACUGAAAGUCCAGGCUAAACCAGGAAGCCCCUAAGAAAAGGAAUGGUGACAAAGAUGAUAACUGGGAUGACUAUGAAGUAGAUCUUCCAUACUGUAAACAUUAGAAGAAGAAGAAGAGGAAGAAGAAGAAGAAGAAAUACAAAAAAAGAAAGGGGGGGGGGGGUGUGAGAAGCUGUAUCAAACACAUUUUGGAAUGCCACAUCUGUGAGGUUUUCACUGUCUUGUUUUACAGGAAAGUGUUUUUUCACAUGCUGUAUAUACUAACUUGAACCUACUGAUAUUAAGCCUUUUUUCUUUUCUUUCUUUUUAA